Messenger RNA from Pseudopodoces humilis (Tibetan ground-tit), 1227 nucleotides. Lineage: Eukaryota; Metazoa; Chordata; Aves; Passeriformes; Paridae. The record is from RefSeq and is a predicted model, not a curated record.
UGUGCUGGGCAGAGUCCGGUUGUGGCGCUGCAGCUGGAAGCAUGGCGACUCUCUGCAAAGACCAGAUCCACCAGGAGGUGCAGGAUUACUAUGGCAAAGAGCUGCAGAAGACAGAGGACCUCAAAACCAAUGCGUGCAUCACUUCAGCCAGGCCCCUUCCCAAGCUGGUGAGAGAUGCUCUGAAGCACAUCCAUGAUGAGGUGGUGGCCAGGUACUAUGGCUGCGGUCUAGUGAUCCCUGAGUGCCUGUCAUCGUGCCGGAUUCUGGACCUGGGCAGUGGCAGCGGCAGGGACUGCUACCUGCUGAGCCAGCUGGUCGGGGAGCAGGGCCAUGUCACUGGGAUAGAUAUGACCGAGGGCCAGGUUGAGUUGGCAAAGAGGCACAUUGCCUACCACAUGGAUAAGUUUGGCUACCGAAAGCCAAAUGUGGCGUUCUUCCAUGGUUACAUGGAGAAGCUGGGUGAUGCCGGACUGUCUGAUGAGAGCUACGAUAUUGUCAUCUCCAACUGUGUGAUCAACCUUGCCCCUGACAAGAGGGCUGUGCUGCGGGAGGCCUUCCGUGUGUUGAAGCCCGGGGGAGAGAUGUACUUCAGUGAUGUCUAUGCCAGCCAGCGCCUGAGUGAGACCAUCCAGAAGCACAGGGUGCUGUGGGGAGAAUGCCUGGGAGGAGCCCUGUACUGGAGAGACCUGUACAGCAUUGCUGAGGAGGUGGGGUUCAGCCCCCCAUGCCUGGUCACUGCCAGUCCCAUCACCAUUGGUGACAAGCAGCUGGAGGACAUCGUCGGUGACUGCUGCUUUGUUUCUGCAACUUUCCGCCUGUUCAAGGUGCCGGCUGGCAGCUGGGCUGGGCCAGCACAGGUCAUCUACAAUGGUGGGAUUGUGGGGCACGAGCAAGAGCUGGUGUUUGAUGCCAACUUCACCUUCAAGGAAGGAGAGGUGGUGGACGUGGAUGCUGAGAUGGCUGCGAUCUUGCAGAGCUCCAGGUUUGCGGACAAGUUCCUGAUCCGAGCUGGUGGUGCUGCAGCACUGCAGGGCUGCUGUCGCAAGGGAGCAAAGGAGAAGAUCUGUGACCCCUUCCAGCUGCUGGAGCGGCUGACAGCCCCAGGUGCUGGUGGCACCUGUGGUCCCCCAGGGUGCUGCUGAGUGGCAAGCAGUGUCCCCACACCACUGUUGGAAGCCAGCAGGGCGAGAGGAUGUGGCCCCAGUGACGUCUUCCACCAGAGAGCAA